Cercocebus atys (sooty mangabey) is the source of this 2629-nucleotide messenger RNA. RefSeq names its product leucine-rich alpha-2-glycoprotein 1 (gene LRG1). Gene Ontology annotation, cellular component: plasma membrane. The record is from RefSeq and is a predicted model, not a curated record. Lineage: Eukaryota; Metazoa; Chordata; Mammalia; Primates; Cercopithecidae. Gene Ontology annotation, molecular function: protein binding. The coding region runs from base 757 to 1908 and encodes 383 amino acids. The transcript has 2 exons.
ACAUCAUACCUAAAUAUUUAGAACUCAACAAGAAUGCAAGCACUCUGUAGCCAAGUCCAUGAGAUGCAGCCAAAGCUGUUCUCAAAGGGAAAUUUGUAGCCUCCAAAUGCAUUUAAUAGGAAAUGAGGAGGAAUGGAAACAAUAGUAUGGAUGUCAGAUUCAGAUGAAGAGAAAAAGGGGCAGAAAGAGCCCUCAGAGAUCUGAGUUCAGCUUCAUAGAUGGGGAAACUGAGGCCAAGAAAAGUUAAGUCACUUGCCAAAGGUUACAGAGCAAAGCUGUUUAUGACAGAGCUGGAAUUCAGAACCAGGUUUGGUUCCUCCCAAGCCACUGUCCAAGGACCAUAGAGACUUUUGGCUUUACUCACUAUUGAAUUGUAUUUUUUAAAUGACUUCAUUUUUAAAAAGCAAUAUCAACAUACCACGAAGUCAAGACAAGAGUUUUUUUGUUCUUUUCAGUGAGCUUUCUGGUUGCUCAAGUUUAUGGUAAAUAACUCCUCUUGCUAAGAGCUGUCGCUGUCUCCAGGAAUGGUGCCUUGCAAAGCUUGAUCCUUGAACUCUGGGUUGGGGGAAGUGAGGAUGCAACUAGAGAGACUCUUGGAUGUCCCCCCAAAAUCAGGAAACAAGGAAAGAAAAACCUGGGUUUUAGAAGCAGGGUCAAAAAGAGGUUGAACAGGAAACAAUUUCCAGGAAGCAAUUUUGUAAUCCUGACCCCUCCCCUUUCCCCGCCUGGCUUAGCCUCAGCCCCUGUCAGGAACUGAUGGGGGUGGGGACUUUCCCGGGGUUGGUUCCCCGGCCCCCAGUCCAGGCAGGUAUAAGGCCACCUCCCCAGGCCAGGACAACCCAGAAGCAAAAGAGAAGAGCUACCAUGGCCUCUUGGAGCAGACGGCGACCCGAAAGCCCAGGGGGCUUUCAACCCCAUCUUUCUAGAACCCUGUUCCUGCUGCUGCUAUUGGCGGCCUCAGCCUGCGGGGUCACCCUGAGCCCCAAAGACUGCCAGGUGUUCCGCUCAGACCAUGGCAGCUCCAUCUCCUGCCAACCACCUGCCAAAAUCCCCAGCUACCUGCCAGCCGACACUGUGCACCUGGCCGUGGAGUUCUUCAACCUGACCCUCCUGCCAGCCACCCUCCUCCAGGGCGCCUCUAAGCUCCAAGAAUUGCACCUCUCCAGCAACAGGCUGGAAAGCCUCUCACCCGAAUUCCUGCGGCCAGUGCCGCAGCUGAGGGUGCUGGAUCUAACUCGAAACUCCCUGACCGGGCUGCCCCCAGGCCUCUUCCAGGCCUCAGCCACCCUGGACACCCUGGUGUUGAAAGAAAACCAGCUGGAGGUCCUGGAGGCCUCGUGGCUGCACGGCCUGAAAGCCCUGAGGCAUCUGGACCUGUCUGGGAACUGCCUCCGGAAACUGCCCCCUGGGCUGCUGGCCAACUUCACCCUCCUGCGCAUCCUUGACCUUGCGGAGAACCAGUUGGAGACCUUGCCCCCUGACCUUCUGCAGGGUCCGCUGCAAUUAGAACGGCUACAUCUAGAAGGCAACAAAUUGCAAGAACUGGGAAAGGAUCUCCUCGUGCCGCAGCCAGACCUGCGCUACCUUUUCCUGAACGGCAACAAGCUGGUCAGGGUGGCAGCCGGUGCCUUCCAGGGCCUGCGGCAGCUGGACAUGCUGGACCUCUCCAAUAACUCGCUGGCCAGUGUGCCCGAGGGGCUCUGGACAUCCCUAGGGCAGCCAAACCGGGACAUGCAGGAUGGCUUUGACAUCUCCAGCAACCCCUGGAUCUGUGACCAGAACCUGAGCGACCUCUAUCGUUGGCUUCAGGCCCAAAAAGACAAGAUGUUUUCCCAGAAUGACACGCGCUGUGCUGGGCCUGAAGCCGUGAAGGGCCAGACGCUCCUGGCAGUGGCCGAGUCCCAGUGAGACCUGGGGCUGGGGUUGAGGGUGGGGGGUCUGGUAGAACACUGCAACCCACUUAGCAAAUAAUCCUGCCUUUGGCCAGGCGCGGUGGCUCACGCCUGUAAUCCCAGCACUUCGGGAGGCCAAGGCGGGCGGAUCACGAGGUCAGGAGAUCGAGACCAUUCUGGCUAACACGGUGAAACCCCAUCUCUACUAAAAAUACAAAAAAAAUUAGCCAGAUGUGGUGGCGGGCACCUGUAGUCUCAGCUACUCGGGAGGCUGAGGCAGGAGAAUGGCGUGAACCGGGGAGGCGGAGCUUGCAGCGAGCAGAGAUUGCGCCACUGCACUCUAGCCUGGGCGACGGAGCGAGAUUCCAUCUCAAAAAUAAAAAACAAAAAUAAAAAACAAAUAAUCCUGCCUUUUACAGGUGAGACUCAGGGCUGUCCAUUACGGCUGGGACCCCAUUUCACCCACGCAUGCUUCUAAAACACACGAUGGACUUUCCUUACCCGUGCCCAAGAUGUGCCCUCUCUCUGGAAUGCCAUUCCCCGUUUCCCAGAUCUCUUGAUCUCUGGGUUCUCCCAGCCCCCUUGUCCUUCCCUCCGGCUGAGCCCUGGCCACACUGGGCCUGCCUUUCUCUGACUCUGUCUUCCCCAAGUCAGGGGGCUCUCUGAGUGCAGGGUCUGGUGCUGAGUCCCACUUAGCUUGGGGUCAGACCCAAGGGGUUUAAUAAAUAACUCUUGAA